Salvelinus fontinalis (brook trout) is the source of this 3281-nucleotide messenger RNA. Its product is annotated as interferon-induced protein 44-like. The coding region runs from base 162 to 1622 and encodes 486 amino acids. The transcript has 6 exons. The record is from RefSeq and is a predicted model, not a curated record. Lineage: Eukaryota; Metazoa; Chordata; Actinopteri; Salmoniformes; Salmonidae.
CAUCAUAGAAGAAGAAGUAGUUUCGUUUCAUAGCGAGUGCUUUGGGACGGACAUUUUCCACAACUACCUUGCGCUCUAGUCUACUUUGAGCCACAAAGGCAACAUUUGUGAAGCCAGUCUAAAAGGAGUUGGCAACGUUUUUUCGAGAUUAUUAUUCCUUGAUGGCCUCCAUCGUGCCUGCAUUGGAUUUGGAAAGAGAAAUGCAGCUGAUGAAGCUCUUUCCAGAACCUAUCCGGCUUCACAUGCUCUACAAGGGAACCCACCAUGGAUUUCAAUUGACAACCAUAUUCUCCAAAUUCGACAAAGUUGGAAGAUUCAUACUUUUGGUGUAUUUAGAGUCAGGGUCGGUAAGAGGGGGCUACCUAAGCAAACCUCCUAAAGCGAAACAAGAGGAUGGGGAUGCGUUUCUCUUUGAGCUAAGUCCGCAUAGUGUAUCCAAAUAUUCACCACAGGAUUGUUCAAAUGCAGUAGUUUGUAGGCCAGACAUGUUAUCAUUUGGUGGGUGCCUAACAUUGCAAAUGAUUCAUGAAUUAGACUAUUUGCUGAAGUUAAACCUUGCAUCUGAUGAGAGUUACACACGAACUGAGUGGGUUGAAGGUAAACAUACAGCAUUUGUGGAGGUGGAAUUGCAUCGUGUUCAAGGUGCUGGGAGUGUGCUGCUUACCGGCCCUUGGAGGAUCCUGGCAUGGACUGAGAAGGACAGGGAUGCUCUGAAGGAGAAUCUGGUCUCCUUCAAACCAGCCUGCCAGUCUCUGAAGCGGGUCAGGGUUCUGCUGCUGGGUCCUGCUGGGUCAGGAAAAUCCAGCUUUAUUAACUCUAUCAGAUCUGUGAUGUAUGGGCAAGUUGUUCUGCUGCCCAAUAUUGGCAUUUCUGCUGAGGGCUUUACCAAGAGGCUCAAAUGCUAUGACAUCCGGUCAGAGAGAGGGGGGAAGCCCACAGCUCUGACCCUGUGUGAUGUGUUGGCUCUGGGGGACGGUGAGACGACUGGCCUGACCCUCCCAGACGCACUGGCUGUCAUCAACGGGCACGCCCCCGAGGGAUACAAGUUUCAAAGUGAAGCCCCCAUUGAUGCCAAGUGUGCAGGCUACAGACCUGAGCCAUCGAUGAAGGAUAAAAUCCAUUGUGCGGUGUUUGUGCUGGAUGCCUGCCAAGUGUUAACCUACAGUGAGGGCCAGCAAACUACAAUGAGGAGAUUCCAUUCUGAGCUGUCAGACCUUGACAUCCCCCAGGUAGUUCUGUUGACCCAUGUGGACCAAGUGUGUCAUGCCGUCCAAGAGGAUGUGAAGUUUGUUUACACCGGCCGCAUCCUACAGGAGAAGGUUGUGUGUGUGUGUGUUCUGAAGGUUAGAACUGGUCUAGCAAUUUUGAGGUUACAUUUCUGCUUCUUCCAACAGAUGCAGAAAGCAGCAGAGGUGGUGGGGUUGUCUGUGUCCCAUGUGUUUCCAGUGAAGAACUACUCCAGUGAACUGUCUGUGAGCUGCAACACUGACAUCCUGCUGCUGAAUGCAGUUCAUCACAUUCUUCAAGCCGUGGAUGACACAUUUGAAGACUACUGCCCACCAUCUCCCUCUCCUUUAUCUACUGGUCCCCAGCAUUCCACCUCAACUCCAGUCACUGUUUAGAAUGUGUUCCAAGUAGGCUAGUGUGUGUGGCCAGUCGAUGUCAAAAAUGAGUAACACCUUUUUCACAUUUUUACCUCACUGACAUGGUGCAAAUGCAUACACUCAACACCAUAUGUAUUUGGAGUGUGAAGCGAACAUUUAAAAUGUGGCUCUAUACUCAAAGAUUUUAAUUUGAGAUUAAAUGCUUCAUGAGUCUUCUCUUUUAUUUGAGGGUAUUUUCAUAUCUCUUUUACCAUUUGUAAAUGAAAGCACUUUAUGUAUAUCGUCCCUCCAUUUUGAAGUCCUGAGGAAUUUGACCAAAUUCACUUAAUUAAAAAAUGUUCACAAACACUCAAAUAAAAUGCCUCCAGUCAUCAUUCACCAUUCAGUUCCUAUUGGACAAAACGUUUGCGUCGAAGGAAUUUGUAGCAUCACAAGCUUGAAGUCAUUUCGUGCUAGGAAUAUGGGACCAAAUAGUGAAAUUUUGACUUUUAAUGAAUUAUUAUUGAAAUUGUCUUAAUACUUGACUUCUAAUAAGUUGACAAAGGAGAGUGAUGGAGUGCUGCGUCAGAUGACCUGACCUCAACCCAAUUGAGAUGAUUUGAAAUGAGUUGGACCGCGGAGUGAAGGAAAAGCAGGCAACACAUGCUCAGUAUAUGUGGGAACUCAUUCAAGACUGUUGGAAAAGUUUUUCAUAGUUGUGAUGUCUUCACUAUUCUACAAUGUAGAAAAGUUUUUUAAAUUAGAAAAACCCUGGAAUGAGUAGGUGUGUAAACUUGACUGGUAGUGUAUGUAUGAAAAUAUCUUAAAAUAAAAGGUGACAUUCUGUACUGUCACCUCAUUUGAAACAUUUUUAUUUCAAAUACAAAAGGUUGGCACAGAGACUUUAAAAAAUGUAGCUUCACUGUCCAAAUACACAUGGUGUUGAGUGUACAAAACAUUAGGAACUCCUUCCUAAUAUUGAGUUGCACCUCCCCUUUUGCCCUCGGAAUAGCCUCAAUUUGUCAGGGAAUGGACUCUACAAGGUGUCAAAAGCAUUCCACAGGGAUGCUGGUCCAUGUUGACGCCAAUGCUUCCCACAGUUGUGUCAAAUUGGCUGGAUGUCCUUUAGGUGGUGGACCAUUCUUAAAAACACAGGAAACUGUUGCGCAUGAAAACUCAGCAGCGUUGCUGUUCUUGAUAGAAACUGGUGCACCUGGCAUCUACUAAUAUUUUAUCUUGGCCAUUCACCCUCAAUGGCACACAUACACAAUCUAUGUCUCAAAGCUUAACAAUCCUUCUUUAACCUGUCUCCUCCCAUUCAUCUACACUGCUUGAAGUGGAUUUAGCAAGCGACAUCAAUAAGUGAUGAUAGCUUUCACCUGAUCAAUCUGUCAUGGAAAGAGCAGGUGUUCCUAAUGUUUUGUAUACUCUAUCUGCUCAAUCUUACAUUUUUCUCUUUUCAAAAUGUAAACAUUGUAUUAUGAUAAUUGCUUUAUCUAAUUAGUGCAAUAUAAUGGUGGGUUUUUCUUCCUCAGUCAUACCGUAAUUGGUAGUGGGAUCAAUUGGAUGAGGAUUUGGUGAUGGCAGGUAAUAGCUCCCCCAACUGUUUGGGUUAAGGGUCAAAUCAGGAUUUGAGGCCCUAAUUUGUAUUUCCUGUGUUAAUAACAAUUACAACAUAUUAAAUUGUUGUGUAUUCUA